Molecule: messenger RNA, 1784 nt
Organism: Arachis duranensis
Lineage: Eukaryota; Viridiplantae; Streptophyta; Magnoliopsida; Fabales; Fabaceae
Product: CMP-sialic acid transporter 4
Exons: 16
Coding region: 508-1593 (361 amino acids)
Biological process (GO): pyrimidine nucleotide-sugar transmembrane transport
Cellular component (GO): Golgi membrane
Molecular function (GO): pyrimidine nucleotide-sugar transmembrane transporter activity
Source: RefSeq, a predicted model, not a curated record
UCUGCUGCUGCGUUUCAACGCUGUAACCCUAGCCUCCAUCCCCUUCCCCUGUUUCCCACUUUCCCUUCCCAUUCCCAAACGGUUUUGAGUUGAGAGACCACCAUCACCAUCACCAUGGCACCAUGACUCCAUCCCCUGCUACUCGCCUACUCUGCUUCAGCUUCAGGCUUUCAGCCACGUCGUUGCCCCGUUCAGCUUCAACCACGCGGCACUCACCUCACCACCGCAUCCAGAGCAGUGCGCCACUCACCACCGCCAAGAAGCACGUCCACGGUCCAUCGAAGAUUGAACAUUGAAGUCGCCUCCUCGUCGCUCCUCGCUCCAGGUCUCCCUCUUCUCUGCUCGACGCUCGUCGCUCUAUCCCUCCAGGUCCAGGGUCCAGCCGUGCAGCUGGGAUAGUCGCCGAGGGACUGAGUCACUGAGGCAUAAAGAUGAGAUCUGUAGCGGUUGCAAUAAGUAUAUAGAGUUGGAAUUCGCUCUUCUCUAAUUCACAACUCUUAGUCGAAAAUGGAGUACAGGAAAAUCAGGGAUGAGGGUGAUGAUAGGGAGACCGGCAUCCAGGACGUUGAGAGUUUACGUGAAAAAUCGGUUUUGCUGUCCGGUGCAGUCCUAGACAACCGUUUGGCCUCCGUGGGAGAAACCAAAACCGAUAGCCACAGGGCGAAAGCAAAGUGGAAACUCAAGUCAGUUGUUACACUUGCAUUGACUAUUCUUACUAGUUCGCAAGCCAUUCUAAUCGUUUGGUCCAAGAGAGCUGGCAAGUACGAGUAUAGUGUAACCACCGCAAACUUUCUGGUGGAGACUUUAAAAUGUGCUAUAUCCCUUGUGGCCCUUGCAAGAAUAUGGAAAAAGGAAGGUGUCACCGAGGACAAUCGGUUGAGCACCACAUUAGAUGAAGUUAUAGUGUAUCCCAUUCCAGCAGCACUUUACCUUGUCAAAAAUUUGCUUCAGUAUUACAUUUUUGCAUAUGUAGAUGCUCCUGGCUAUCAGAUAUUAAAAAACUUGAAUAUUAUCAGUACAGGUGUUCUCUACCGAAUUAUACUCAAGAAGAGGUUAAGUGAGAUUCAAUGGGCUGCUUUUAUUCUACUGACUGCUGGUUGCACUACAGCCCAGUUGAAUUCAAAUUCUGAUCGUGUUCUUCAAACUCCCUUUCAAGGUUGGGUGAUGGCAAUUGUAAUGGCACUCUUGAGUGGUUUUGCAGGAGUAUAUACCGAGGCUAUUAUUAAGAAGCGCCCUUCACGAAACAUAAACGUUCAGAACUUCUGGCUUUAUAUCUUUGGCAUGGGCUUCAAUGCUAUUGCAAUACUGGUUCAAGAUUUUGAUGCUGUGAUGAACAAGGGAUUCCUCCAUGGAUAUUCGCCCAUUACUGUUCUCAUGAUUUUCAAUCAUGCACUCAGUGGAAUUGCUGUAUCGAUGGUGAUGAAGUAUGCUGACAAUAUUGUGAAGGUGUACUCUACUUCGGUGGCAAUGCUUCUUACGGCAGUGGUUUCUGUCUACCUUUUCGGAUUUCAUCUCUCCCUUGCAUUUUUCCUUGGUACAACUGUUGUCUCUGUUGCGAUUUAUCUGCAUUCUGCCGGGAAGAUCCAAAGAUAGCUGUAACUACCACCUGGUUCUUUUGACCCCAUUUCAUAUUCAUACAUUUUCAAAUUGUUAAUUAAAUAUCAUAGUAGUGUAUAUUUUGACGAGUUUAAUUUUCAUGUAUGGACAUUGUAAAACGUUUUACAUAGUCAUGCAAUUACAAUCAUUAUCAUUCACGUAGUAAAUGUAAGAGUUAUUUUUGCUAA